AUGGAAGAGCAGGUGAAGCAGCAGGUUGGACAGUUGGCUGUUGAGGAAUCCAGGAUCCAGCGUAUGAAGACGACAUGUGUCGCAAAUGGUGUGGAGGAGGCUAGGCAGGUGGUGAAGGAACACGUAGCCUCCGGGAAAUUCAAUCUGAAUGAGGCAAGUGCUAUGGUGGAAAUAACUCAGGCCAUGCAAGCUUCUGGGAAGUCGUUCAUGGAAACAUAUUUUUCCUCCUUCCUUCAUUUGGGUGAGCUCGACUUGGAGUGCAUUCGCCAGUUGUGUCGUGAUCCUGACAUCGAGGACAACCCACCUGAAAGUGAUCCUCUCAAAGUUGGAUCUUCCUUCAAUACUCUUAGUAAGUAA
Messenger RNA from Lactuca saligna, 357 nucleotides. Lineage: Eukaryota; Viridiplantae; Streptophyta; Magnoliopsida; Asterales; Asteraceae. The record is from the annotation of a GenBank genome assembly.